AUGACGGAACGACAUUUCAGUCUAUCUCUGCCUGUUCCGACAGCACAGCGGAGGAAGUCCGGUGCUAAUACCAGCGGCAUCGAGUUGCAAGGCUUGCCCACGGGGCAUGCACGUUUCAAUGCACAGGUAAAUCGCCGGCGAAGCAAUAAUCAGGCUGUCAUUGAAAACCCACUAGCCCAUCUUACAGAUGAAGAACUAGUCGCAGAUGUAUAUCAUUUCCAGCAAACAUACCUUCGGUCAGCAGAAGGCGGCAAGCUGCUGCGAGCAGCAAGAGUGGCCAAGGAUAUCAGGACAUACGAUGAGGUUGCGCGGGCGGACAACCUUGAUGCUGACCACGGCCUUCCAGUCCAGCUGAACCCGGAGGAGAAGGCGGCACUCAGAGCGGAGAAGGACGUGUUGUUCUCGGAGCCGGGUAUGUUUAGAGUAAUCCUCGCCGUGUCUUUGGCGGCUUUCCUUCAGGGAUUCGUACAGACGCAGUCCGAUCCGCUGAAUAUUGACAACUGGAAGUUUGGAGCCAUGAAUGCGUCACCGUUUUUAUCUGCUUCAUUAAUAGGUUGCUGGCUUUCGCUUCCAAUUAACGAUAGAUUCGGGCGUCGGGGGGCCAUGGCGGUUGCGGCUUGUCUCAUCUUCGGGAGUUCACUUGGCUCUGCAUUUUGCAGAAGUUGGAUUGCGCUUUUCCUAGUGCGGAUCGUCAAUGGAAUAGGGAUGGGAAUCAAGGCCGUCAGUACGCCCAUCUUAGCGAGUGAAACCGCUGUUGGCUUUUGGAGAGGAAGUUCCAUUCUUGCUUGGCAAUUAUGGGUUGCGUUCGGCAUAAUGCUCGGCUUUGCAUUCAACCUCAUCUUUUGGACCGCAGGAACUGGUCAAGAAACGUUGACCCUUGGCCUCAUACUCGGUGCCCCUCUCGUACCAUCACUGUUCCUACUCGUCGGGCUGUAUUACUGUCCCGAGAGCCCUCGCUACUACAUGCCUCAUGGGAGCUCGAACUUCAACCCUGCAAAGGCGUACGCCAUUCUGCGAAAACUGCGGAAGACUGAGUUACAAGCGCUUCGUGACAUCUAUCUUGUGUACAAAUCCGUCCAGCUUGAGGAGUACGCCGAAGACAUUAAUACGGAAGACCAAACCAAACCUAGUCGCCGAGGCUUCUUCUCGCAUCUAGCUGGUUACCUGUCUCAGUUAAGAGAGUUGUUCACUGCAAGAAGGUUACGGAACGCGCUUAUAAGUAGCGCGACCGUCGCUCUGGCCCAGCAGCUUUGUGGGAGUGCCAUCAACUUCAUCUUCGGACUACCAGCCAUCAGGACCAUUGACACUCUAGGCCGUCGCAAAUGGCUUACCAUGACAUUGCCUGUUAUCUUCCCUCUUUCACAUCGAGAAAUUGGUUGUGCAUUCGCCGUUGCAACCAACUUUCUCUUCGCUGGUCUCUUGUCCAUGUUCUACCCCAGUAUAAACCACGGUCUUGGUGACGGCCGUUCAUUAGGCCUCUUCGCCGGCCUCAACCUCGUCGCCUUCGUGCUGGUCUUCCUCCUCGUUGAAGAGACCAAGCGCCGGUCAUUAGAGGACCUCGAUCUCAUCUUCGCGGUACAGAAGCGGACCUUUAUCCGACACCAAGUCACUAAGUAUCUGCCGUGGUUUUUGGGUCAUUAUAUCCUCGGCCGUAGGAAACCACAGCCGUCGCUUUAUCUUGACUUGAUUUGGGGCGCACAUGUAGAGGGCCGGCAGGCAGAUGAAGGAUAUAGUGCUACUCACGACACAUCGCCUGUCAGCCCGAGGACUCACGCUUGGUAUCCGGUGCCGCUGCCCGAGAUCCAUGAGCAGCUGUCGAGGGCUAGUUCACUGGAUACGGAUGAUACCCAUGCUUGA
This is a messenger RNA of Pseudomassariella vexata, 1857 nucleotides long. RefSeq names its product and other transporter-domain-containing protein. Gene Ontology annotation, biological process: transmembrane transport. The coding region runs from base 1 to 1857 and encodes 618 amino acids. Gene Ontology annotation, cellular component: membrane. NCBI's taxonomy places the organism in Eukaryota, Fungi, Ascomycota, Sordariomycetes, Amphisphaeriales, Pseudomassariaceae. The transcript is spliced from 11 exons. The record is from RefSeq and is a predicted model, not a curated record. Gene Ontology annotation, molecular function: myo-inositol:proton symporter activity.